AUGAAUUCUGGCUCUGCAACGCAGGAAAGCAACGUAAAUUGUAGAGGAAAAUCGAAAACAAGUGAAUUGGACGAGGAAUGUGACGAGUUAAUUAUAAUACAUGAAGAAAAUACUUCUAAUGUGGCCGCUCAACCUCCCAGUGAUAAUGUGCAAGCAGAAUCGACUACGAAUUGUGACGAAGACUCCUUAAUACACACUGUAAGAUCAAUUCUAUUCCCAUCCUUGAAUCAAGUCAACCUGUCCCGGAUCAGCCUAGAGUUGUUGCAACCCAAUUAUCCAUGCCUAAUGUGUCUAUCCCUGCUUGUUUAAUGAACUGUGUGUAUGUGUUUUUACCUCGAUCUGUUUAGUCAGACGGUUGAACUCAUGGCCCAAUCAGAGUAUUUUGUGAACUGUUAUUUUUGCUGACCCAUGUCUAACUUUGUACUAUUCUGUCGAGUUUAUCUUAUUUAUUGAUUUUCAUCUGUAUUUUCCUACCUGGUUAAGUAGCCAAUUAAAUUCUAUCUUUGUGCCUAUGCUAGGUCUAUCUCUCUUAAACGCUCUCUGUUUUAUGCCAUACCUUACUUGGGUUCAUUCUUCGACUGACUGCUUACCUGAACGGUCGUGUCUGGUUCCGGCUAGUUCGCAAUUUUGGUUUUAACGUUAUUCCGCUCUGAUAGCGGUACCUUGCUUUCUGUUAAGCGUUGUGCUUUGUACUCUUGAAACCGUUAAGGUUUGUUGUAUAUAUAAUUAUUGAUUUGUUUAUUAAUAGUACCGUAGAAACAGUGACCGGCUUCUUGUUUGUUCUGGACCGGGAUAGCCUUUAUCUACGCGUGACUUAAUUUCAAGCAAUAUUGCGCUUACAGUACUUAACGGUUUACUUAACGUAGUACAUAACGCUAAAGGGAUCGAGACCGUACUGAACUGGUCAGUACUUAACGCUAAACGGAUCGAGACUUUACUUAACUGGUCAGUACUUAACGCUAAAGGGAUCGAGACCAUACUGAAUUGGUCAGUACUCAACGUCAAACAGGAUCGAGACCGUACUGAAUUGGUCAGUACUCAACGGCAAACAGGAAAGACCGUACUGAACUGGUCAGUACUGAACGUUCGUCCAGAAGAAACUGUGGUGAAUUGGCCGCACGCAACGUUGUUGAAAAUACACUUUUCUUUGGAACAAUGCAAACGAGAUCAGGGAAGCAAAUUUCGGAGCAGCAGUCGGAGAGUCGGCAAGCCCCCAUUUUUAUAAAUGAUCAUGUUGAUAAUCUUUCGUGCCCCGGCUCUCAUGUCAGUAGUUCGAAAUCAUCAUUAUCGCGAAUAACUAGUGCUCAGUCGUCACUUCUAAGGGCGCAGCUAAAAGAGAAACAGCUUCGACAGGAAUUAGAGUUAGAGAAAAAGUUGCUAAAGGCUAGACAUGAUGUCGAAAUGGCCGAGCUGCAUGUGAAGUUAGCCACGGACGACGAACGGAACAUUGAGGAAUAUGAAAGAGGCAGUGUCAUUGAUAACCGGGAGCAGCUAGAACGAUAUGUGAAAGAUUGUGCCGCAAUGGCUGGCGGGGACGCUCCUGUUACGGUCAGGAAGAGCGCGGUCGUAGAGAAACUUGACAUGCCUAAGGUUGAAAGCGGGGACGCUCCUGUUACGGUCAGGAAGAGCGCGGUCGUAGAGAAACUUGACAUGCCUAAGGUUGAAAUGUCCUAUUUUGAUGGCAACGGUACUGACUACUUGAGAUUUACCAAGGAAUUCGAGUAUUAUGUCGAGAAUAGAGUAAAGGACCCUGGUCAAAGAAUGUUAUAUCUGUUGCACUAUUGUAAAGGUCGAGCUAAAGCAGCCAUACAGGAAUGUGUGAUCUUGCGUCCUGAGAGUGCGUACGCGCGAGCUAAGGGUAUCUUACAGGAUCUGUUUGGGGAGAUCCACGUCAUCGCACGAAACCGUAUUGAAGACAUGAUUAGAAGCCUACGACCUGUGGCAGAAGAUGGAGAAUCUCUAUCCCGUCUAUCAAUACAGCUUCAGAAUUGCCUGAUUGCCCUAACUGAAAUGAACUAUUUGUCGGACUUAAAUUCCGUAACAACUCUCGAGAGAAUAGUACGCAUAUUGCCGAUAGCAGUUCGAAGGAAUUGGGCCAGACUAGCAGACGCAAGAAAUCAAGAAGGGCAAGAGCCAUCUUUUCAGGAUCUUUGCCAGUUUGUUUCUACAGAGGCAAGAGUGGCACGAAGCCGAUACGGACGCCUCGUUUCAGAGGGCUUUAACC
Trichobilharzia regenti is the source of this 2224-nucleotide messenger RNA. Lineage: Eukaryota; Metazoa; Platyhelminthes; Trematoda; Strigeidida; Schistosomatidae. The record is from the annotation of a GenBank genome assembly.